CCAUGUGCCGCUCUUCCCUUCCGGCUCCUGGGGAUGAAGUGCACGCCGCCCGCCCUCGGCCUGCAGUCUAGAGUGGGUGAGGAGGCCGACCCUGCUGGCACCCCGCAUGUCUGAAGUGAAAGGGGGAGUCAUGCGUGGCCCUGGAAUGAGGAGCCGAGACAGGAAUCUCUGAUAGAAUGCAUCUUGUCUUGUUCUUGCUUCCCGGCAUGCCAGCGCUUCUUCCACGAAUUUGAAAGACAUAUUGGCUGACCUGAUACCUAAGGAGCAGGCCAGAAUUAAGACCUUCCGGCAGCAACAUGGCAAGACGGUGGUGGGCCAAAUCACUGUGGACAUGAUGUAUGGUGGCAUGAGAGGCAUGAAGGGAUUGGUCUAUGAAACAUCAGUUCUUGAUCCUGAUGAGGGCAUCCGUUUCCGAGGCUAUAGUAUCCCUGAAUGCCAAAAACUGCUGCCCAAGGCUAAGGGUGGGGAAGAACCCUUGCCCGAGGGCUUAUUUUGGCUGCUGGUAACUGGACAGAUCCCAACAGAAGAACAGGUAUCUUGGCUCUCAAAAGAGUGGGCAAAGAGGGCAGCUCUGCCUUCCCAUGUGGUCACCAUGCUGGACAACUUUCCCACCAAUCUACACCCUAUGUCUCAGCUCAGUGCAGCUGUUACAGCCCUCAACAGUGAAAGUAACUUUGCCCGAGCAUAUGCAGAGGGUAUCAGCCGAACCAAGUACUGGGAGUUGAUUUAUGAAGACUCUAUGGAUCUAAUCGCAAAGCUACCUUGUGUUGCAGCAAAGAUCUACCGAAAUCUCUACAGAGAAGGCAGUGGUAUUGGGGCCAUUGACUCUAAGCUGGACUGGUCCCACAAUUUCACCAACAUGUUAGGCUAUACUGAUGCUCAGUUCACUGAGCUCAUGCGCCUAUACCUCACCAUCCACAGUGACCAUGAGGGCGGCAAUGUAAGUGCCCAUACCAGCCACUUGGUGGGCAGUGCCCUUUCAGACCCCUACCUGUCCUUUGCAGCAGCCAUGAACGGGCUGGCAGGACCUCUCCAUGGACUGGCAAACCAGGAAGUGCUUGUCUGGCUAACACAGCUACAGAAGGAAGUUGGCAAAGAUGUGUCAGAUGAGAAGUUACGAGACUACAUCUGGAACACACUCAACUCGGGACGGGUUGUUCCAGGCUAUGGCCAUGCAGUACUAAGAAAGACUGAUCCACGAUAUACCUGUCAGCGAGAGUUUGCUCUGAAACACCUGCCUAAUGACCCCAUGUUUAAGUUGGUUGCUCAGCUAUACAAGAUUGUGCCCAAUGUCCUCUUAGAGCAGGGUAAGGCCAAGAACCCUUGGCCCAAUGUAGAUGCUCACAGUGGGGUGCUGCUUCAGUACUAUGGAAUGACGGAGAUGAAUUACUACACGGUCCUGUUUGGGGUAUCACGCGCAUUGGGUGUACUGGCACAGCUCAUCUGGAGCCGAGCCUUAGGCUUCCCUCUAGAAAGGCCCAAGUCCAUGAGCACAGAGGGUCUGAUGAAGUUUGUGGACUCUAAGUCAGGGUAAAACUGGAGACCAGGAGAAAGUGACUACUAGAAAGUGAGGAAGCCUAAAUAAAUAAAGAGUAUACUUUUGUUUCAGGGGGCCUUUAAAGACUUAAGAUUAAAUUAUAUCUGAGGCACUGAUAAUAUGUUUGAGGUUAAAAUAUAAAUUAAGACUUUAAAAGAUAAAAAAUUAUCCCUUCUUCCCUAAUCAGCCCUCUUCCCUGCCUGGUAUGAGUUGCCCAUCAUAGGGGUGGUCCUGGAGGAUGGCCAGGACUAAUGCAUGUAGUAUGAGUUAGGUUUGGCCCCACCACUAUCUCUAGAGUGAGAAUCUGGAUCCUCUUUCCAUGGGUCAAAGCCAGUUACAGAGAAUCUACAGUCACUUUGGAGCUUUUGCUUCUUCUCUGCCAAGCCCUGAAUAAGCCAGCAAACCAGGACUCUGCCCCUUCUGUUUCCAUAGGAAUCAUGGUGGAUAGUCAGCUGUACCAAGCCCCUUGGCCUUCUCCCAUGCACACAAACACCUCCUAGCAAGACCUACUGGUUAGCUGGACAUGCUUUGGCAAUUUUUUUAUGUGACCAAGUGACCAUAAAAGGCAUGGCAUUUGUUGUGACUGGCACCCAAUGUUUGACUUCUUUUUUUAAAACUAUCCAAUUAAAAUUAAGGUCUGGGAGUGUUCUGUUUCCCAUUACUUUAAUACUCACCUCCUCCCAGAUUUUACACCUAUUGCACCUCAAGCUGAGGAUGUUCUGGACCUCCCCUCUUGGUCCGUACUAGAGACCUCUCAACAGAUCUGUGGUCCCAGUCAUUGGGUUUUAUCCGUGCUUAAUGUGAACUAAGUUUUUUACUUCCACAGAACACAAGCCACUACCCUCUGGCCUCCCCAGUUUCCAGACCCCCAUCUUUUAAUAUGCUGUGAGGCAUAGAGCAGGGACUCAGGAAUAACCAGCAUGUUGUUUUCAGAGUCUGGUCCCUGGGUUAUUAGCACCUCUUUUUGAACAGAGAAUUGAUUUAAGAUUGAACAUGGUCUCUGAUUAUCAGGUACUGGGGCUGAGGGCAUUAAAAUAGUAAGCCUCCCUCUUCAUCCCCCACCUCAAGAAGAUGCCUCCUUAUUUAUCAGCAUCCUUUUCCUCCCUCUUCCCUGAGAGCUCAUGUACAACGUUUGUUUUAGAAGCCCCAUUUGCACAGGUUUUCAGCAACUCAGAAUGUUCUACUGCCUUUUCUUUGAGAAAGGAUUGAGAUACACUCCUGCUGUGCCCCCAUCUUCUCUCCAGACUCCUGCCUGUGUUUGUGUGGAUCCCCAGUCCCAGAACCGCACUUGCGUUGGACACACUGUAAACCCCUGGGUAACUGUCAAGUCAUGGUGCAGACUUCAGGUUGUUCUGUGUAAAAUGCAAAAUAAAUGUUUUUAUUAACAAUG
Molecule: messenger RNA, 2927 nt
Organism: Callithrix jacchus (white-tufted-ear marmoset)
Lineage: Eukaryota; Metazoa; Chordata; Mammalia; Primates; Cebidae
Gene: CS
Product: citrate synthase
Biological process (GO): carbohydrate metabolic process; tricarboxylic acid cycle; citrate metabolic process
Cellular component (GO): mitochondrial matrix
Source: RefSeq, a predicted model, not a curated record